Molecule: messenger RNA, 810 nt
Organism: Chrysoperla carnea
Lineage: Eukaryota; Metazoa; Arthropoda; Insecta; Neuroptera; Chrysopidae
Exons: 2
Coding region: 12-668 (218 amino acids)
Source: RefSeq, a predicted model, not a curated record
UAGCUUCAGGCAUGAACAAAGAAGAUAAGUCUAAAAUGAUUGAAACUUAUCCUAACAAAGGAAACUGUCCUCUAAUUGCACCAACUCUCAAUCCGGAAUUACUCCCUCUUUUACAUAAAACGGCUAAAUCUCGUGAUAAAUUUUUUGCUAAUCAUCAGGAUGUGUGUGGCCGUAGUUUAGUGGCUAUUGGUACAGCCAUCUGCAAUAUUUUGAAUGAUGAAGAGGAACCGGUAGAUAAGGAACAGCUUUUAAAGCUUCUUUGUGACUCCAGCAGCAUGAUGUGUGACCUGUUUUUCCAGUUGUCCAAGUCCAGACGUGCACAAUUGUACUCAUGUGUUGAUGGAAAAAGGAAGUCUGUUCUUGAAGAUUCACCCACAGAUGAAUUUCUUUUUGGCAUCGACCUUGCUAAAAGAAUUAAGAAUGCCUUAGCUGUUGAAAAAACAAGCUUGUCUUUAAAAAAUCAAACUCCACGAAGAGAUUCAAAUCGACCUAAAAACUCUUUAAACUGGAGAAGCCCGUCUGCUUCAAGGAUCAGCUCCAGUCAGACGGGCUACAGACGUCACUUCAACAAAUCAUCAGCUGCAAACAAUCACAAUCAAAUCACAACUCGAUCCCGAUCAGGGAACCAACUCCCUCCAGCUCAAAAUGCUCAGACACAGAAGAAAUAAAGUUUCAGACACGCUUCGACUUCAACUGCCUUCAAUAAAGGAGUUGACGUAAAUAUUAUCAAAAGUCUGGCAGGAUGGUCAGAUAAAUCAAAGGUAUUCGAAAAAUUUUAUAACAGACCAAUUGUUAAUGAUAAAAAAUCUU